Cyphellophora attinorum is the source of this 1584-nucleotide messenger RNA. RefSeq lists its product as uncharacterized. The transcript has 3 exons. NCBI's taxonomy places the organism in Eukaryota, Fungi, Ascomycota, Eurotiomycetes, Chaetothyriales, Cyphellophoraceae. Gene Ontology annotation, molecular function: transmembrane transporter activity. Bases 1 to 1584 code for a protein of 527 amino acids. The record is from RefSeq and is a predicted model, not a curated record. Gene Ontology annotation, biological process: transmembrane transport.
AUGGAUGAUGCCACCGAAAGUCAGGCCAGCACAGCGGUCGAGAAGGAGAAGUUCCCAUGGCAGCAACUGGGAGUUCUAGCGUUAUGUCGACUGUCGGAACCAAUUGCCUUCACUUCCAUACUGGCUUACAACUACGUCUUUGUCAAGGACCUUCGACACACUGAAGCCAAUGCAGCCUUCUAUGCCGGCUUGCUGGUCUCAGCAUUUGCACUUGCUGAGGCUAGCACGGCCAUGCUAUGGGGCACUAUCUCAGACAAGUAUGGAAGGAAACCCAUUGUUCUGUCAGGUCUGGCUGGUGUCGCUCUGUCUAGCUUGAUCUUCGGUGUUGCUACCGAUUACUGGGUAGCACUUGCGGCAAGAGUGCUCGGCGGUCUGUUGAACGGAAAUGUCAGCGUGAUGCAGACAAUGGUCGCCGAGAUGGUUAAGGACCCAAAGCACGAGCCCCGAGCCUAUAGCAUGAUACCUUUCAUGUGGUACUUCGGCUCCAUUGUCGGCUCAUCCAUGGGCGGCCUCCUUGCCAUACCAGCCACGACCUGGUCAGGUUUGAAAGGGUCUGUGUUCGACGCCUAUCCGUACCUCCUGCCGAAUCUGGUGGCUGCUGUCUACAUCGUCUUCUCCAUUACCAUCGGUAUGAUCUAUCUGAAGGAGACUAACGAAGACGUCAUUGCUCGCAAGCACAAAGACAAGGUUGUGUCGGACGAGCGAACGCCGCUCAUGGGCGAGGUCACUCGCCCGUCAAUUGAGAUCGCUCGAGAGGACGAGCAGAAGACCGUAACUCGCCGCGUGUCCAUGGCCAGUAUUCAACCUCUCACUGCGGGUACAACUGUCGACAUUCGCCGCCUUUCCAAUAUGACCACGACUUCUUCGAUCAGGCCUUCACUCGCCCCACAACUCGUGCCCGAAAAUGCACUUGAGGACUCCACGAUCAUCGAAGCGCCUGCCACCGAGAACCGCUGGAAUCGUUCAAUGAUUUUGUUUAUCGCUCAGCUAGCACUCAUGUCGUACCACUCCAUGGCCUUCGGCUCCCUCAUGCCGGUCUACCUCCUGGAUGAGCCGAGCAAGGGCAUUUCAGAUACGGCUCUCGAUCUUCAUGGUGGUCUCGGCUAUACUGUCCGCGACGUCGGCGGUUUCAUGUCCAUCAAUGGCUUCGUCGCAAUGUUUGUGCAAGGUGUCAUCUUUGGGCCGCUAGUUGAGCGACUUGGCGUCUGGCAGACCUUCGUCCUCCUCACCGUGCUCGCGCCCCUCUCGUACGUAUUUCCACCGUUUCUGACGAUGAUCCCUCACGCCAAAGCACCCAUCGGAAUUUAUGCGAAUCUGAGCAUACAGAACUUCUUCACCAUCGUCCUCUAUCCGUGCGUCUUGAUUAUGCUGAAAGACGCAACGCCAAGUAUGACGAUGCUGGGUCAGGUCAACGGCUUGGCGAUGGCAGCUUGCUCGGCUGCGAGGACAGUAGCUCCGCCAUUCGUGGGCUGGAUAUAUGGCCUUGCAGGGUCAGCAGCGGGCUGGUGGAGUAUCGGCAUCGCGGCGUUGUUUGCGGCUGGACUGAUACUUGUCAUGAAAAGGCCGCUGCAGGCUCGCGACUAA